AUGGCGUCACUAUUUUCUCGCUCUGGCCCUGACGCGAGGUGAACCAUAGAGACGCGCCGUCGGAGACUUAGAGCGGCAGCCCCGCUCGGGAGACUCUGAUUGGCUCCCCGGUGCCGGUUGACGGGUGGAGCCAAGAUGGCGGUGCCUGAGGUGCAGCAGCUCCAAAAUCGCCUCGACGCCUUGGAAGAGCGGAUGUUCGGGGCUCCUGCGGGGGCCGCGUCCGCGGGGGGACCUCGGAAAAUAACAGACGGCUUGGGCAAAGUCCAAGGCGCUUUGGGAAACAUUGCAAGCAAGAGAGAGAGAGUUAAAAUUCUGUUCAAAAAAAAGAAACAGUCCAUCAUGGCGCAGGGAGCACUUCUGGAGCAGGUGAAGAGCCUACAGCCUUACUUGGACAGUGCACACAUCAAAGCUUCUUCUGACCACGCCACCAAGCUCCAGCGGCUUUCACAAAUACACCUUCAGCAGCAGGAUCAGUGCGAAGCCGUGACCGAGAACAUCCGGUUACUUCUGGAAGAUUACAACAAAAUGACUCUCCUCCUUUCCAAACAGUUUAUCCAGUGGGAUGAGAUGCUGAGCCAGCUGGAAGCCGCAAAGCAGGUGAAGCCCACACCUGAGUGAAGGCCAGGCUUCGGAGGCCUUCCGUUGAGCUCCAGGUGGAUCUCCUGCUUCAGAUGCCAGAUCUCCAUGUUAACAGCUCUUGCUCUCCCGAGCUUCAUCCAGUAUCUGUGGCAUCCAGGGAUAUCCAAUCUUUAGGACUUGCAGACUUCAACCCCCUGUGGUGGCUGGGGAAUUCUGGGAGUUGAAGUCCACAAGUCUUAAAAGUUGCCAAGAUUGGACACCCCUGAUUGCAUCAAUCUGGAAGCUACGUCCUAACCUGAUGGGGCUAAAUUAUAUCAUCUUUAGGAUUCAAGUUUAAUUUAUUUUCAGUCUUUAUUCAGCCAAUUCAUGGGGAAAGAACGCAUGACUUGUCAAAAUACCUCUUACUGUGGGCCAUAAUAAAAUCCUCAUGAAUCCUC
Molecule: messenger RNA, 1016 nt
Organism: Thamnophis sirtalis
Lineage: Eukaryota; Metazoa; Chordata; Lepidosauria; Squamata; Natricidae
Source: RefSeq, a predicted model, not a curated record